Molecule: messenger RNA, 2424 nt
Organism: Trichoderma asperellum CBS 433.97
Lineage: Eukaryota; Fungi; Ascomycota; Sordariomycetes; Hypocreales; Hypocreaceae
Source: RefSeq, a predicted model, not a curated record
AUGCGGUUCAAGGCUACGCUCCUAAAUGUCCUCCUUCUUAGCUUGCCCAUUGCUGUAUAUCAAGUCCGCAAAGAGUUCAACAGUGCCAAAUUUUUUUACGGGUUAUCUCUGACUCUAACGGAUAAUGCAUCUGACAAAACUGAUCUGCUAAAAGUCAGCGACGUCAAAAGUGUCUGGCCGGUUCGAGUUGUGCCUCGGCCAAAUCCCUUUGCUGCCGCUCCGCCAGCAUCACUAAGCAAUGGCACUCUGCCGCAUAUCAAGGGCAGUUCAGAUGUUAAUAGGCCACUCAAGAUGGCAAGUGUAGACAAAGUGCACAGCCAGGGGAUUAAAGGCAAAGGUGUAAAGAUCGGCAUCAUUGACACUGGAGUAGACUAUCUACACCCGUCUCUUGGUGGCGGAUUUGGGCCUGGUAUUAUUGGAAUGACUGAUGCCUCUAAUCAAGGAUUUGGCUUUGUUGGAGUAGCUCCUGAAGCAAUUAUUGGUAUGUACAGGGUUUUUGGAUGUGAGGGCGAUUCUGGUGACGAUGUUAUCAUGGCAACUAUGCAACAAGCAGCGGAAGAUGGCGUUCAUCUUAUCUCAAUGUCGCUCGGCAGCAUCACGUAUUGGGAAAAGGCAUCACCGUAUGUUCCGUUAGCCCAGAGUAUUGUGGAGAGUGUAUCGGCUCCAGGUUUGGCUCCAGAAGUUCUAGCAGUGGGAUCUGCAGAGAGCAAAAUUUAUCCAACCGUUUAUAAAGCAGAAAACAAUCUCGGCAGGACGUUGGAGUACAUCUCGGUCCUCCCCUUCAUCUCUGACAAGCCCAUCACCAUUUUCGAGGCUGGCAGCGGCCUAAACAUACCUAUCACGGAGGAACAGACUGGUGGGUGCGAUCCCAGCGUAUGGACAGCUGCACAGAGUGCCAUUACAGACGGAGCACAAAGCUGUUUUAAUUUACAAUACGCUCAACUGUUGGCAAUGAACGUGACAACUGUCAUAUACUACACCGAUGACCCGGACACUCCAAUUCUUUUAGCGGAAGCGGGGACAACGGAUCCAUUCAAUAUUCUCUUCCUCGGAUAUAACCAAUCGCAACAGGUUGUCAAGGACAUUGCUAGCCUUGGUUCUAGGCAAAAGUACACUCUAGUCUUCAAGUCUUCUAUGAUCCAAGAUUCACCCAAUCCAGCUGGUCACACCAUUGACUAUUUCUCCUCCAUUGGUCCGACUAUUGAAAUGACACAGAAACCCCAGCUCUCUUCCUCCGGAGGUAAUAUUCUCUCAACAUACCCGCUUUCAGCUGGAGGUUAUGCCGUAUUGUCAGGUACCUCAAUGGCUACGCCUUUCACUGCUGGACAGCCAGAACUCAGCAUUGCAGACAUCACUUCUCUUAUUCAGUCGACCGCAGUGCCCAUGAAAGCACAAAAUCUGAAUAUUAUUUCUUCCGUCACGCAACAAGGAGUUGCUGCUGAUUCUCAAAUUUCGCCGUCUCAACUGAGUUUGCUUGACUCGCCAAAGCCAGCAAAGCAUUCAAUCACUAUCAAAAAUACCUCCAGCAAAGCUAAGGUCUACUCCAUUUCUUGUUUGGGUGCUUCAUAUAUCCGGACUGUGACUAAUUUCACGGGAGGCCAUGAGGCAAAAUUCGCCGCCGCCCAAUUUUCCAAAUCGAAAUUAUCCUUGCAGCCAGGUCAGUCAACGACUGUAGAGGUUCAGUUUACAGCUCCUGAAGAACUUCACCCAGAAUCAGAGCCUAUUUACUCAGGCUAUGUUAAGAUUGCUACCAACAGCAGCAGCUAUGUUGUGCCGUACCUUGGUGUGCCGUAUACCAGAAAUGAUGUGGAUUACCUUGGACACAACACAACGGCAUGGGUAGGAAAUGAUAGACCAUUCGUAGGGCCGGAUGUAACGAAACCAGGCGAAAGCAACAUCGGAAAUUACAGCAUCUUGGGCCGCGAUGGCUCAGUACCGGCCGACCUCCUUGUGCCCAUCACUGGUUUUAUCGUCGUGCAGCCCACGAACUUGGUGCGCCUGGACGCUGUGCCUGUAAAUACCAGCUUUGUGCCAACAUUCUACGGCUUUGAUCCGUCUAUCAAAUCCGAUGUUACAGACGUAGAUCUGCCACUACUGGAGGGUUUUCUGGGCGUUCCAACCUAUGGGAUAUUAUCCGCGUGGGGUAUUGGCGACAUCCCCCCUGGAAUAGACCCCCGAACCCUUGUAGCUUGGCCCAAUCCGAACGUUUUGAGCGGCUUUAUCUUGGAAUGGCCGCUUUUUAUGUUCGAGAACGGCACAGAUUUUAACAUUACGUCGGGUCCUUUCCGGCCAUUGCUGCGCAUUUUGCGUUAUGGAAACAAUGGCACAAGCCCCGACGACCAUGAAUCGUGGCUGGGUCCUAUAAUCAAUGCGCACACGACAUAGAGGGGAUAUGGUCAUACUUUAGGGCGGCGCUACCUUCAC